This is a messenger RNA of Electrophorus electricus (electric eel), 948 nucleotides long. It is a transcript of the gene rnf181, whose product is annotated as ring finger protein 181. Gene Ontology annotation, molecular function: ubiquitin protein ligase activity. Lineage: Eukaryota; Metazoa; Chordata; Actinopteri; Gymnotiformes; Gymnotidae. Gene Ontology annotation, biological process: protein ubiquitination. The record is from RefSeq and is a predicted model, not a curated record. Gene Ontology annotation, cellular component: cytoplasm.
GCGCGUGGAUCGCGCGCGCCCUCUCGCGCCCCACCCAGGAAGUGACCUCACCCGCCAUGGCCAUGGUUACGGGGCCGUUUAAUAAUGACGGUGCAGGCCGUCUGAACUUCCCGACUGUUUAGCACCAGGUCACGGCGCUGGUUAAUAUUGGAUCAGUACUGUCCGGGAUGACCUCGUACUUCGAAGAGCAUAACUGUGAGCCCACAAAUCCCGAAGAGCAGUACCGACAGAAUGCCCUCCUCGAACUGGCCAGGUCUCUGAUGCAGGGUUUGGAGAUAGACUCCGGAUCGUUGGAUGCCUCUGACUGGGACCAGCGGCUGCCUCCUCCCGCGGCGAGAGCGGUGGUGCAGAGCCUGCCUCUGGUCGUCAUAUCCCCGCAGCAAGCAGACAGGGGAGUGAAGUGUCCCGUGUGCCUGCUGGAGUUCGAGGAACAGGAGACGGUACGGCAGAUGCCCUGUGAACACCUCUUCCACUCCAGCUGUAUUCUGCCCUGGCUGGGCAAGACCAAUUCAUGUCCGCUGUGUCGAUUCGAAUUGCCCACCGACAACCCGGACUAUGAGGAGUUUAAAAAGGAUAAGGAGCGGCGAAAACAAAGAGAGUAUCGGCUGGAGGAUCUCCACGGAGCCAUGUACACUUGACCUUGUUGACUCACACACACGCACAAAUUUCAGGGCUUCUUUGACAUGCUGCCUUGUCAGAUAUCUGUCAUAUGACAUGUGUUAGUAGACUAAAAUGGGACAAUUCUGUGAAAGUGAUAUUUUCCUUUUACUUGAAAACAACUUGUAAGCAUGUAAAGAUUAUUUUGUAUGCAAAUGCAUUGUUGUUUGUCCUAACUUUUAAAAUGUAGAGAUUACACUUAUUUUAAUGCAUUGUUUAAUGUUCAAUAAGAAUUUCCUUAAAAGAUGCAUCAAAUUGCAGAUAAAAAUUGGCACCAUCUUUAAUCAUCAA